Molecule: messenger RNA, 1677 nt
Organism: Colletotrichum truncatum
Lineage: Eukaryota; Fungi; Ascomycota; Sordariomycetes; Glomerellales; Glomerellaceae
Source: RefSeq, a predicted model, not a curated record
AUGCCCGUCAUGGAGGGAACAGAAACAAGGUCGAUGCUGAGACAGAGGAGGAGAAGAGCAGGUUCCAAAUUCCCAGGCAGGCCGCGUCACAACUUGGUCCGUCACCUAGAACGCCGCUCACCAACUCCGGAACAAGAGGCAGAAGACGCAGACGGAGAGCAGGAGCCUGCGAAUGGAAAGGAAGAGGAAGAGGAAGAGGAGGAAGAUGAGGACAAAAAAGAAGAGGAACAAAGCAACCCGGCUGGAAACAACCGAAAGGCGGAAGAGGAGGAAGAAGAAAGUGGAGGAGAAGAGGAAAAGAAGGGUGUCACCAACGGCGCGCAAAAAGAAGCCGAAUCAGCCAGUGACUCUGACGCCCCGAAAGCUCCGGGAGCUCCUGCAUCUGAAUCUGAUUCAAGUGCCAGCGAUUCCGAACAAGAACAACGACCUCCCGCAGUGACACCGCCUCCGGGAGCAGCACCGCCGGCAUCAACUCCAACAAUUCUACCAACCGCGCCACCGGCUGCCUUGAACCCGGCGGUACCGAGUAGUAUUCCACCAUCAAGGGGGUUCAUCACACUUGUCCCCGGUGCACCGCCGGCGGCAGUUCCGCCGCCAGAGUCGUCUGAUCCACCAGCUGCAACACCUUCAUCACGUCCAGUUACAACACCCCAACGAUCUCCUCCGUCUAGGCAAACUCCUUCGCUGCCACCACAAAUUUCGCAGCCAUCUACACCUCCUGCUGCAGAAACGCCAUCAGCAUCAUUACCACCACCACCACCACCACCUGCCGUGGAAAAUGCAGCCUCUGGAACCCCUCGACCGGAUCUUGUUCCAUCAAACGCACAGAUGGAGGCGACCAACAGCCCGGUCUCGGCAGCACCUGCAACUUCAGACAACAACAAUCGUAGCCUCAACAUAGGUAUCGCCUUCACGGUUGUGGCUGUUAUUGCUUUGCUGAUCGGAGCCUACAUCUUCAUCAGGAAGAGAUACAAGCGCAAGAAGAAGGUUGCGGCCGUAGCUGAGAAUAUGAACCAGAAUGCAGCCCCUACGCCUCCUGGCCCUGGGCCUAACGCAGCUGGUGGUUUCUUCCCGCGCGAAUCAGUCAUACUUAGUCAACCAAAGCGAGACACUCGCGAAAUGGAACAGGCCAUGGUCGCAACCUACCGCCAAACCAAGAUUGCAAACCGUACAACUAGGGAGAUGGAGGAGCAAAUGGUUGCUCAGUUCAUGGCAGCCAACGCCGCGAUACCGGAUCCCCAACCACUGGCCCCUCCUCCUCCCGCCAAGGGCGCCACCACGAGGAACAUGCAGGCAACAAGCUUCUACUACGAGAAGUCAAUUAACGAGCCCAACAACGAUCCCCACGACGAGCCUCCUUUCGUUCCUGCGCCACUAAGGAUAAGCACCGCUCAACGACAACCACCGGUAUCAAUAGCACGAGCUCCAUACCCAACAUCCACAUACGACAUGUAUCAGGAACUUGGCCAAGGGCCGUACCGAGAGUCAAUCAAUAUAGGGUUCCAGCCUUACAACCCAGAUAGUUACUACCAGGCGCAACCUCCACCACAGCCCCCAGCACAAUCCCAACCACAGCCCCAAAUGCUGUCCCAACAGCAGUACCAACCUCAAUACCAGCCACAGCCGGGUGGCUUGCCUCGCGCCGAGAGAGGCCCGGAUGGAAGAUACAUCGGAUAG